This is a messenger RNA of Candidula unifasciata, 166 nucleotides long. The record is from the annotation of a GenBank genome assembly. NCBI's taxonomy places the organism in Eukaryota, Metazoa, Mollusca, Gastropoda, Stylommatophora, Geomitridae.
AAAAAGGAAAAACGGAAAAGGUUUCGAGUCGGAUUUUCUCUAAAACGUACUCCUUCUGGUCGAUGGAGCAGAAAGAAGAAGACGACCGCUCAGAACGGAAUCAGACCAGUUUCCUGCACGGAUUCCUUUAAAGAGGAUCAAGACCUAAAUCCAGGCCGACCACAAA